Halichondria panicea is the source of this 1393-nucleotide messenger RNA. RefSeq lists its product as uncharacterized. The record is from RefSeq and is a predicted model, not a curated record. The coding region runs from base 110 to 1279 and encodes 389 amino acids. The transcript has a single exon. NCBI's taxonomy places the organism in Eukaryota, Metazoa, Porifera, Demospongiae, Suberitida, Halichondriidae.
ACAAAAUGGUGGUGGGAUUUAUGCAUACUCAAGCGAAAUUGAAUUUGAUUCGAAGGUUACUACUGGUUGUAUAUUUAAUCAUCAGUUUGUCCUGUGUACAUGUAGUGACAUGGAACCUGUACUGUUUGUGAGUAUUAUAGAUCGAAAUGAUGCUCAAAAUGGAGGAGGUAUUUAUGCAGUCGCUUCAAACAUCAAGGCCUUUUCUCACGCUCACGUCCACAUCAAGUCAAACUCAGCAAACAAUAGCGGAGGUGGAAUUUAUUUACGACAAAGUUCUAAGAUACAUAUUCUGAAACAGGAUGUGGAGCUAGAGCUUGGUAAAACGCUGGUCAUACUAGAAAUCUACAGUAACACGGCUCAAUAUGGAGGGGGGAUAUUUGUGGCAGACAGUACUGAGAGUGGUGUGUGUAGAGGAGAGGAUGUAACUACUGCAGGAGAUCUGCCACAAACAGAGUGCUUCAUUCAAACUAUAGAUCUCUAUGGUUUUGAUAACAAUUCUAUUAAGGGUGUGAUACCUUUGAUCCAAGCUUUCUUUUCUUUAUUAAUGACUGGAUUUAAUGAAGAAGUUAAAUGUUUGAACAGUGCAAUCAAUAAUCGCAACACUUUUCUGACAAACAACACAGCUACCCAGUCAGGAGCAGAUAUUUACGGAGGUCUUUUGGACAGGUGUACGGUGGAUGUAUCAGCCGAACUCUCUUCAUCAGACAAUGGAUUUGAGUACUUGAACAAUACUGUGCAUUAUUCAUCAAUAGCUUCAAAGGCUGUCAGAGUGAAGUUGUGUAGCACCACCAACCAGACCAUUUCUGUUAGAAAAGGACAAGCAUUCACAAUAAGUGUUAUGGCUGUAGACCAAGUUGGAAAUCCAAUGAAUAAAGCCAUAAUUCACAGUUCUGUUAUAACUGAGAGCAGUAGAGUUGAUCGUCUCAAAGAAGGACAAGCACAACAAGAAGUUGGCAAUCAGUGCACAGAAUUAGAGUACAAUGUAUUCUCACAAGACAGCUCUGCUCAAGUGGAACUCUAUGCUGAUGGUCCAUGCAACAAUUUGGGAAUUUCAAGACAAAUUCUAAACAUCUCUUUUCAAAAGUGUGAAUGCCCUAUUGGACUCCAACCAAUCAUGUCCUCAAUUGAGUGCAAGUGUGACUGUGAUCCAGUGUUGCAACAAGAAUAUCAGAUAACAAACUGUUCUGAUGAAAAUGAGACCAUAAAAUUGGAAAGUAAUAACAACAUAUGGAUAGGAGUGACUAAUACCACUAACGGAAGUGCAUGGGUAUGUUGUUAGUAACUGUACAUUUGACUAUUGUGUACUAAAACCAGUCAACAUCAAUCUAAGCAACCACCCUGACGAACAGUGUGCCUACAAUCGAAGUGGUGUCUUGUGUGGAGAAUGUGAACC